AUGAGCACGGCCAGCGAAGUGUUUGCGACGAUGGACGCUGCUGUGCGUGAAGCAGGGGCGUCGCUAGUGGACAAAGUCAAGGGAACGAUUAAGUUUGACGUGACGGGCGCGGGACAGUGGCUGAUUCAAGUUAAGACAACUCCGUCUGGAGUGUCCAAGGCGACUGCGGACGAUAAGGCCGAUGUGACGAUCACCAUCUCGGAGUCCAACUUUUUGCUUCUCAUUGCGGAGAAACUUAACCCACAAGCUGCAUUCAUGCAGGGCAAGAUCAAACUUAAGGGAAACAUGGGACUCGCGUCCAAGUUGGCUGCAGUGAUUGCCGCGUACAAGCAAAAGGCAGCGUCGUCCGGAUCGGCUCCAGCGGCCGCAGCAUCUGUCCCCGCGACCCCAACUAGCAGCGCUCAACCGAAAUUGCGAUCGGCUUUGCUUUUCGCGUCCAUUGGUGAAGCCAUCAAGACGAAGGGCCCGGAACUGGUGUCUAAGGUUAAAGGCACGAUUCAGUUCGUCAUCACUCCUGGGGGCGCGUGGCAUGUUGACCUCAAGAACGGCACAGGCUCGAUCGAAGCCACUUCGAAACCUGCGGAUAUCACGAUCACGACCGCUGACGACGACUUCAUGGCGAUUGCCGAAGGCAAAUUGAACGCCCAACAAGCGUUCAUGAAAGGCAAACUCAAGGUGAAAGGCAACAUGGGCCUUGCGAUGAAGCUGCCUGUCGUGAUCGAAGCGGCCAAGGCCCCGCGAUCGAAGUUGUAG
Molecule: messenger RNA, 753 nt
Organism: Aphanomyces invadans
Lineage: Eukaryota; Oomycota; Saprolegniomycetes; Saprolegniales; Verrucalvaceae
Exons: 3
Coding region: 1-753 (250 amino acids)
Cellular component (GO): cytosol
Source: RefSeq, a predicted model, not a curated record